CUGGUGGCGCACUAAAUGUCGCAAUCGGUCGCAGCCGAUCGUUCGAACGGCUCGUUGAAGGAAGGGGUCGAACACUUUCUCUCGGACGCGGCGAACCAGCGUCGAACGGGUGUACGAGCCGACGAGAGGAACACUCGGUCACGAGUUUUUACCAAAGGAACAACUAGUCCGCCGUCACGUUUCCGUCACGGUGCUCCUCUGCCACCCGUAGAACAGCGUUCCAAGAUGAGAUUGACGCAAGUUUCUUCCAUUCUUGGGUGUUGGUUCUUGGCAGUGAUGUUGGUGGACGCCGCGCCGAAUCCACAGGAGCAACCAUUUUUCAAUCUUCCCGUGCAACUGAUCGGCUUUCCGGUGAUCGUGGCCACUGUGAGGAUCACCAACUUCGUAAAGAAACUUGCCUACUCGUUGAACCCAGAAACUUACGUCAGCCGAGUGAGACGAGAUCUUCCUCUGGUCCACGACGAAGAGAUCCUCAACGUCGAUCAAGUGGAGAAGAAGUUGGUAUCGGAAUUGGGCAACAACGUUUGCGUUUAUGAGAGAAUUUGCGCGAAAUAUGCUACCCAAACUCUGCAGAAACGAAGCAGGGAACGAGUUCUUGAUUGGGACAUUAUUUUCAGCGAGUACAAAUCAUCGCCGAUCCCGAUGAAGGAGAAUUAUUUAUUGAGCGUGUUCCUGGGCGACAUCAUAGGCAGCCCGCGACUCUGUCACCAGUUGGCGAAACGAGGAAGAAGCUGCGACGAGGGCACGCUCUCCGAUUAACUGUAAAACACAACUGCGAACACCGCCAUUUGCGAACACCGAUUGUAAAUAAUCCCGUGUUCCCACUUGAAUCGCCAUUUGAUUCCUUGGUAAAUCUCCUUGGAAAUUGCGGGAGUUCGCAAAGGAUAGAGAAAGCAGGCGAUGAUUGGAGCGUUUUAAUUAAUUGUUGGUCGUUUCCUUUAUCCGAAGAUUACCCGCUUCUCUGACAAUUUAUUCACUUAACUGUACUUUAUUAUGGUGGAAUUUAAAUGGAGUAGAAUGUGAACGUGUGAGGAAGGUGUAGUUGCAACAAUUGUAUAUAAAUUUUUAAUUAUACAUCGUCAAGAACAAA
Messenger RNA from Apis cerana (Asiatic honeybee), 1090 nucleotides. RefSeq lists its product as uncharacterized. Lineage: Eukaryota; Metazoa; Arthropoda; Insecta; Hymenoptera; Apidae. The record is from RefSeq and is a predicted model, not a curated record.